This is a messenger RNA of Oppia nitens, 1116 nucleotides long. RefSeq names its product RYamide receptor-like. Gene Ontology annotation, cellular component: membrane. Gene Ontology annotation, molecular function: G protein-coupled receptor activity. The transcript is spliced from 4 exons. Bases 1 to 1116 code for a protein of 371 amino acids. Lineage: Eukaryota; Metazoa; Arthropoda; Arachnida; Sarcoptiformes; Oppiidae. The record is from RefSeq and is a predicted model, not a curated record. Gene Ontology annotation, biological process: G protein-coupled receptor signaling pathway.
AUGGAUCCAUUGAAUCCAUACGCCGACAACAAUAUCACUUUAAACAUAUCGUCAAUGCCGGCACUCGAAGCCCUGGGCCAUACCUAUCGGGUAGUACUGGCCAUACUGUACUCGGCUACCGCUUUGUUGGCCUUCAUAUUGAACUUAGUGGCCGCCUGUGUAUUGUUAUAUAAUAAGCGAUCGUCGGCCGAUCUGAGGAAAUACCUCAUGAAUCUGGCCUUUGCCGACAUAUUGAUGGCCAUAUUUUCCAUACCGUUUUCGUAUACCGAUUUUAUGUACGGCCGCUGGAUAUUCCCGUUAUUUUUGUGUCCAAUUAGCAACUUUAUACAAGUAGUGGCCGCCUGUCUAGUAAUCUAUACGCUAAUUGCAAUCGGUAUUGAAAGAUAUUUUGCUAUUGUWUUCCCAUUGAGAUCUCGCUAUUGGUUUGAAUCGCAAACCAAUUUCAUGAUUGCAAUCAUUUGGAUGGUAAGCCUGGCCAUCGGCUCACCCCUACUGCUGGUAUGCCGUGCCGUACACUUUCGCUACAAUGGACAGGAAUAUCAUGACUGUCGGGAGAGCUGGGAGGGCGAAACAACCGGCAAAAUAUAUACCGSKRUUAUAUUUGUGUCGACAUUUCUGGUACCGUUCCUCGCCCUGAGCUUUCUCUAUACGUCGAUUGGYGUGAAAACAUUCAAACAUAUAAUACCCGGUAAUGCAAAUAUGGCCAGAGAUGAGGCACAGCUUAGGACUAAAAUUAAGGUAGUGAAAAUGUUGUGCACACUGGUCUCAUCGUUUGCCAUUUGUUGGAUGCCAUUGCAGAUCUUCAAUCUGGUCCUAUGGCUGUUUGAUGACUUACGAUUGGGACUGACAUCACAGCAAUACUACUUUUUUGUCUAUUCAUACUUUUUAUGCCACUUUCUAUCGAUAAUACACUCCUUAAUCGAUCCACUAAUCUAUUGUUUUAUGAGCAAAAAUUUUAAGUUGGAGGACAUCAAGAAAGUGAUUUGUUGCGGUCGAUGCCGACGUGUUAGCUCCGGAUCUAAUGAUCUCAUGUCUCAGACAACCAUAUCGAUGGUCAACCGUAAGUCCCAUAACGACCUGCCGUCACAACAACUCAACUGUCAAACCCUAAUGUGA